AUGGCGGUGUUUCACGACAAGGUGGAGAUCGAGGACUUCCAGUAUGACGAGGACUCCGAAACGUAUUUCUACCCCUGCCCGUGUGGGGAUAAUUUUUCCAUCACCAAGGAAGAUUUGGAGAAUGGGGAAAACGUGGCAAUCUGUCCUAGCUGCUCUUUCAUUAUAAAAGUGAUUUAUGACAAAGAUCAAUUUAUGUGUGGAGAAACAGUCCCAGCCCCUUCAACCAACAAAGAAUUAGUAAAAUGCUGAAGAAACCUUCAGGAAUCCACAUCCUGAACAGUUAAGAAUGAGCCCAGAUGGAAAUAUCAAAUGCAGAGAAACUGAUUUUUUUCAAGGGGACAGCUGUUUUGUGGAUUGCCAUUCUGUUUUCAUGUGUAUCUUUUCACCAACUGCUGAGUUCAUCUUCAAAUAGAGAAGU
Molecule: messenger RNA, 418 nt
Organism: Sciurus carolinensis (gray squirrel)
Lineage: Eukaryota; Metazoa; Chordata; Mammalia; Rodentia; Sciuridae
Product: DPH3 homolog
Exons: 1
Coding region: 1-249 (82 amino acids)
Biological process (GO): protein histidyl modification to diphthamide
Molecular function (GO): metal ion binding
Source: RefSeq, a predicted model, not a curated record